Molecule: messenger RNA, 1978 nt
Organism: Rubroshorea leprosula
Lineage: Eukaryota; Viridiplantae; Streptophyta; Magnoliopsida; Malvales; Dipterocarpaceae
Source: the annotation of a GenBank genome assembly
CCCAUCUUACCACCAUCUUUGCCGAUUAUCAUUCUCAUCAUCAUCACCAAUCGCCAAUCACCAAACAGCCACAAUAAAUAAACGGAGGGCUUCUUUUCGGGAACCGGUUCUGCUCCUUCUCUCGGAUCCCAUUCUUUGCUCAUCCGUUCCUCAUGCUCUGUUAGCCCGUUCUUGAACUGAUGGCCUGACAUCCAGUAAAGAAGAGGAAGCUUCGCAGAAGGAGGGCUUGAAGGAAGACUAAAAAAAGGGAAAAGAGCAGCCACAAAAGAAAAGAAGGGAAGAUAUGGUUUUCUUUUUCUGGGCUCUACCGAUUUGGUGGUCUGGAUAGCUGUUCGGACUCUUCCCGGGGGAAUCUUCUGGGUGAUCGGUAUUUUUGCCGGAGUUUUGCCUCGGCGAAGAAGGGCAGCUCAGGUGUGAAAACCGGAGGGAAACGGAAUCUGUUGGUGGCUUCCGAUUGCUCUUGCUUUAGUUCCUGCUCCAACAUGGAACAUGGGGAUGUGGUUCAAGAUUUGCGUAUUGAGCCUACCUAUUUUAUUGAGAACCGUAUGAUACCAUGUACUGUUCUUGAUGAGAAGUUGAGUUGUCAAGUUACCAAUUUGAAGGUUGAGGAUGGGGUCACUCCUUCAGUAGAAGAGAGACUGUCAUCUUCGAUGGGAGAAUUUGUGCUUUCAUGGAAAUACUUCAAUAAGGACAAAUCUGUAUUGACUGUCCAACCUAUUCUUUUCACGCUUGAGACAUGGUAUGAUCAUUUACUGGAAACGGUUCCAAUUGGAAAACGCCAAUAUUCUGGGAUCUCUAUUCAGAAGUUUUAUUUGUAUCCUCUUCUGAGGUUAUGCACAAAAUGGCUGAAGUGUGCCUUUGAACAUCAAAUGUGUCAUGGAAAUCUUAUAGAUUGUAUCUUUUUCAAAACUGCUACUGAGCCACGACUUUUGAUUCAAAGAGGCGACGGUUCAUAUAGAACAGAUUUAAAAACUAUCAGGCACUUUUUGUUUGUGAUUGUUAACUGGAGGCCACGAGAGGAAUUAAAGACGGAGGAUGACAAAUUCAAUUACAAUGAAUUCAACAACAAUGUGCCACGUUAUUUGAUUGAUUUUCUUCAGCUGUUGGGUGCUUUUGAUGAGCUAACGCACAGUGUGGAUGUUGUUUUUAACCCAUCUUUUUUGUGGAGCAUUGAGAAGAAGUUCAAGCAUCUAGAGGAAGCAUUUGUCUAUUUCAUUAAAGAACCAAGACUCGAUGAAAUAAAUAGGCAUUGUUGCUGGCAAUGGUAUAAUGAUUUUUUAAGACUUCCUGCGCGUCAUGUUUUGAGGGAUAUAUAUAUGCUGGCAGGCGAACCAAGAAUUGUGCAGUUACGCCCAGGAGUAGCCAGGAAUGGGAAUCCAUACUACACAAACAAUGCACAGUUGUUGCGUCUAUUUCGCAAUACCAGGUGUCAUGUUACUGAAAUGCUUGGUGGACGUGGAUGGACUCAGGAUGUUGUUUUGGAGGAAUUUGAGGAGAGAUUCAAUAUUCUCUCUCGACUCUCCCAAACAUGUAAUGCAUAUGCAAUGGAUCGGCACCAAACAUCGCGCAAAUGGUUCCUUAGAAGGUUGGGAUAUAUUGCUAGCGAGAAACCAUAAGAUAUUAUCAGGCACGCUAUUGAUUUUUCUGUGGUUUUUCAUUCCAGAGGAUCUCUGUUGGCAGAUUGAGGGUAAUGAUUUUACAAUAUCUAGUAAAAAUGUAACAUAUUAUUUAGUUGCUUUACCCGUCUGACCUUUUUGCUUCAUCCUGUAGUGUAAUUGUGCGUGUAACUUCUCCCUUACGAAAUGAGCUUUAUAGUAGGAUCUUGAUCUUACGUAGGCAAUGAAUGUCUUGAGUUUUCUAACAGCUGAAGGUCUGUAUCUGAAAGUUGAAUGACAUUGAUUCUUUCGAACCUAUAUAUAUGCCAUCUAAUUCCUUCUCAAGUAAGGUCCAAAAGGGAUCACCAGCAGGUCUAUCCAAU